Molecule: messenger RNA, 1343 nt
Organism: Poecilia latipinna (sailfin molly)
Lineage: Eukaryota; Metazoa; Chordata; Actinopteri; Cyprinodontiformes; Poeciliidae
Product: collagen alpha-1(XII) chain-like
Exons: 4
Coding region: 618-1328 (236 amino acids)
Biological process (GO): endodermal cell differentiation
Source: RefSeq, a predicted model, not a curated record
AUUUGAUCAGUUUUUCAGAAGUAUCCAGUUAUCAUACUCAUUGUGCAUCUUUACAGAUUGCAGAGUUUAGCGUGUGCACAAACAGGACAGUACAUCAAACAUAAUGUAACCUGUUUUCAGUUGCAGUAAGUGGCACUUAGUGUAGCAUCUGACUAUUUCCUCUGCACAUCUGCAUUCUUCCUCUUGGCACAGUGGAUCAGAUGCCUUGGUUUUCAUCAUGCAGGUGUUAAAAACAGGAUGUAAAUAUUACGGUGAUUCUCCAGAGAAGCACAUUACUCUCUCCUUCAGAGGCCUUUGAUAUGUCAGAGGCCAUUAACAACACAAUCCUCCCGUGGGACGCACUCGUGGAUGUCGAAAAGCACAACUGUGAAAAACAUUUCCCUAACAACGUACUGCUGGAAUGAUAAUAAUUGUACCUCCUGGAACCUCUGGCAUAAAAAAAUACUGGGAAAAAGGAAGAAAAAUGCACUAAGAAUGUUUUGUGAUGUUUCCAUUGUCAUUUGUUGAAAUGCUUAGCAUACAUUUUCCCUCUUUUAUCUUUUUCAUUCCUUCUUUACAUCUUAUAUUUUCUCCAAUGCCUCUCUCAUUAUUAAUUUCUAUCAGAGACACAAUUUUGUAUGCAUCACAGCUUCAUUGUACCUCCUUUUAAAUUUCUAUCAUUGUUUCAUCAUGAAAUGUCAGACAAAAUGUGUAAAACCACUGCAAAGGCCGACAUUGUGCUGCUGGUGGACGGUUCCUGGAGUAUCGGACGGCUUAACUUUAAGACCAUCCGGGCCUUCAUUGCUCGCAUGGUGGGAGUCUUUGACAUCGGUCCCGAUAAAAUUCAGAUUGGUCUUGCUCAGUACAGUGGUGACCCAAAGACUGAGUGGCACUUGAAUGCUCAUCCAACACGGGACUCACUCCUGAAUGCUGUGAAUAACCUGCCUUACAAAGGAGGAAACACCAUGACAGGAAUGGCUCUUAACUACAUCCUCCAGAACAAUUUCAAAGAGAGCGUGGGGAUGCGACCUAGUGCCCGAAAGAUUGGUGUCUUGGUUACUGAUGGAAAAUCCCAGGAUGAAGUUGUCAUCCCCUCACAGAACCUGCGCGAGCAGAGCAUUGAGCUGUAUGCCAUUGGUGUGAAGAAUGCAGAUGAGAAUGAGUUGAGAUCCAUUGCCUCCGAUCCGGAUGAAAUCCACAUGUACAAUGUGGCUGACUUCUCCUUCCUGUUGGACAUUGUGGACACUCUUAGUGAUAACCUCUGUAACAGCGUGAAGGGAGGUGUGUAUGAGUUUGGAUCAAAACGCAGCAUCGUGCAAAAGUGUUCAUUCUUUGAAUGUUUUUUUUAGAUUUUGUUAGGUUAC